Sebastes umbrosus (honeycomb rockfish) is the source of this 4394-nucleotide messenger RNA. Its product is annotated as leukemia inhibitory factor receptor-like. NCBI's taxonomy places the organism in Eukaryota, Metazoa, Chordata, Actinopteri, Perciformes, Sebastidae. Gene Ontology annotation, molecular function: protein binding; cytokine receptor activity. Gene Ontology annotation, biological process: cytokine-mediated signaling pathway. The transcript is spliced from 17 exons. Gene Ontology annotation, cellular component: membrane; external side of plasma membrane. The record is from RefSeq and is a predicted model, not a curated record. Bases 422 to 3064 code for a protein of 880 amino acids.
GUUCCUCUAAAUUGAAAUCCACAUGGAUUUCACAAUCGUGAGCUCAAACAGCAAAUGGAUUUCCAAAGAGCUUAUAAUUAGCUUCUUUUAAAGGGGAGUGUUGCUUCCGGGAGUAACUUGACACUGGGAAUUUUUUUUUUAUUUGACUCGGUCCUUAUAACCGUCAAAUUAAAUUCACUCCUCAUGCAGGCUCUGUAACAAGCAGUCAGACUUUCUCAUGGAAGUAUUUUUUUUAUUCAUCCUAGGGAAAUAUGCUUUAUUGAUAUUAUUCUGACACUGAACAAACUGAUUAUUUCCACAGGUAUCAAGUGUAAUUAGUGGAUGUCUUUUCUAUGAGGAAAUCCACAAGGACUCCAUAAGGAAGAUUACCUCAAAGGAAUAACAACAAUUGACCACAAACAGUCAUUAUAAAAAGGGGAUUAUGAUGAUUACAUGGUUGUUACUAGUCUCACUUUUCAGCAAGAGCACACAAGAUGGGAACGACCAAGAAAAUGGUAACUCCCUUUGUGGACCUCAGAAUCUGACACUUACCAGCUCUGACCAGAUGAUCCUGAUAACAUGGCAAGAUGAGCCGUCAUGCUCUGCAGUACAGGAUGUGCUGAUCUAUGAGCUGAUGGUUCUCAUAGCCGACAAAAAAGAACAUUAUGAGGAAGUUGCUGUGAUGCCUGACCAGAUAGGAUCUACUCACUCCUGGAACUGGACGUCCUAUUUGGCGUUGGAGUGCGCUUCCCAUUCGGUCAGGCUCCGUUCCCGACACAAAAACCAUAAAAGCCCAUGGAAACAAGAACAAACUCUUCCUGGGAUGGAAACCUCAGAAAGACCAGAGGUUUUUCCAAAGGAGAAAGCGUUCAUGAUUGGCAGUAGAGUCACCUUCUGCUGCGUUCUGCCUGCGGGGAAAGUUUUUAAAGAAAUGUAUCUGUCUGAGUAUAGUAGAGCUAAUAUGAACACUACCACGAUCAGCAAUCAGACACAUGCCUUGACCGUCCUCCUGAACCAGUUACCAAAAAUUAGUUCCAUUAAUGUAUUUUGUGAAACAGAAGACAACCAUAAUGGGGCUAAUGUUUAUGUUGGCUACCCACCUGAUUACAGCAACCUUACGUGUGAAACUCGAGAUCUGGAAUCAGUCGAAUGUUACUGGACAGAAGGAAGGAAAACGAGGUGGAACUUCAUAAGUUAUCAGCUGCUUGAAAGCUUUUUGUAUUUCAGUCCAUGUGCAAAGAUGGGGAAUUUGAGAUGCUCUCAAGAAGUGCGAGUAGAAGUUGGUGAGAAAAGCUGGACUUUCACAGCAAAGAAUGCGUAUGGGAAGGUGGAGCUUUCAGACACUGCAGACCUGAUUAAAAGAGUGCACAUGCUCCCUCCAAACGAAGUCACAGCUUCAACUGUGAAUGCCAGAAAUGUCAGCCUGGAGUGGCGGUGGACGGUGCCAAAGUACAAUAAUCUCAGUAUAACAUGCCAAGUAAACAUUAACGGGGAUAAAAAUACCAGAGAGAGAACACAAGAAAGCUUUGGCGUCGGUCUUAAGUUUGUAGUUUUGAAUGACCUGAUACCGAAUUGGAAAUAUAUUGUGAAAGUACGAUGUGGAACAACGCAAAAUUUCUGGAAGUGGGGUGACUGGAGCACAACUGUCAACUUGCACACAAAGGGUGAUGUUCCAGAUGCUCUUGAUGUGUGGAUGCAGAUGAAGGACAAAAAGAUUAUAACCAUCUGGAAAGUGCCUCUGGACAACCAGAGUCAUGGACACAUCGAAGACUAUGAAGUGACCUGGACAACGACCACAGAGGUAGAACGACAAAAUAGAACCAAAGUGGCUCCCAACAACCACAGUCAUGCUCUCAGUCUGGACCCCACUGAAGAGUAUAUCAUCACAGUUACAGCCAGGAAUAUAAACGGCAGCUCACCCCCAUCAAACAUCACCAUCCCCAGCCUCAAUCCAGAGUCUUCAUUUUCAGACAGAACCAGAGUGAACACUUCUUGGAUCAUUGGCAGCAACGAUGGCUUCAACCUGUCCUGGUCUUCGAGCCCUACAGCCAGCUGUGGCUACAUCGUGGACUGGUGUCCAACCGGGCAGUGCAUUGUGGAGUGGCUGAAAGUGCCUCCCAAUGAGACUAAAGCCAAUAUAUUUUCAGAAACCUUCAAAAACGGACUGAGAUACUCGUUGUCCAUAUAUGCCUGCACCCAAGGAGCUCCAGUGCUACUAGAAAUAAGAGAGGGCUAUGUCAGGGAGGAAAGAAUACAAGACGGCCUGUUUAAAUCAUUGAAGGGGAAACAGCAGGAUUCAGAUUAUGAGGUAUCCUGGGACAAAAUAUCUUUACGAGAGCAGACUGCUUUCAUCCAAGGAUAUGUCCUGUAUUGUUUGGACAACAACAACAACAACAAUAUUGUCAAUUUCAGCACAGAUAAUCCUGAGGCCACCAGUCUGACAGCGAGAAAACUUUCAAUCAGUUCCUACACAUUCACAGUGAAGGCAAAGACAGCAGUUGGAGAAUGUGGCACUCAAUCCUUUACUGCCACCUUGAAUACACCGACUGAUAACUUGAUCAGUCCAGUCAUCAUUUCCCUGGUCACUGUUUUUGUUCUCCUUAUCCUCAUCGUCUUCCUUCUCUACAGACACUGGACAUGUAUCAAACAGAAGGUCUAUCCUCCGAUCCCGAAGCCGGUGUUGACAUCAACGGGUGAACAUUUAUUUCGUCCUCUUCUCGUGGACCAGUGUUACCACAGUGAAGCAGAUAUCGUGGAUGUUCCGGAGCUGCAUCAUAGUACAGGAGCACCAAUGAAUGGUUUUGCUUGCCAGGAGGACACGCCAUCUCAGUCAGGGUUGCCAUCUUCUCCAUCCAGAAGUAUAAUUCCCAACCCAUCAUACAACCUGAUAAUGAAGCACUGGGAUCAGCAAUUCAACUCAUAUCCUGAGCUUCAGGAGGGAACAUCUUUAGAAAGAAGCACCGAUGAAUACCAGCCUCAGGAUACCAUAGAAACCUUCACUAUAAACCAGACAGAAGGGGAUCGAGAUAGUCCAAUGUCCUGUGUUUCCUCUUACAUUUUGCUACCAAAGUCAUCUUCCAGAUAGCUGCUGCAUGCCCAGCCUGUGUGGUAUGUUGUAAGUAGGGUUGCCAGAAAACAGAUUUGUUGUACACAUUUACGCAUUACAAUGUUAAGCAUAGUUUUAGUCAUGCUAGUGCCAUGGCUCUAGGGAUCUAGUUUAUCGGCACCGUGAGGUAGAUGCUUAUGUCAAACAACUAUUUUAUGGAUUGCCAUGUAAUUUGUUACAGAUAUUCAUGAUCCCAGAGGAUGAGUUGGAACAAUUUUGAUCCCCUAACUUUUCAUCCAGCACCAUUAUCGGGUCACAAUUUAAAUUUUUCCAAUACUUUGGUUUAUGACCAAAUACGUCCAAAACGCAUGACAUUCCCGUCUGUCUCAGCUGUACUUUGUGUUUAGUGCUAAUUAGCAAAUGUUUGCAUGACCAUUGCACGUGAAACACUGCCUCAUAGAGCUGCUUGUUAUAUCCAGAAAUCAGUGCUAGAUUAAUUAACUUGCUUCAGAUUAUUGAAGACAUUUCACUGCUCAUCCAAAAGGGUUCUUCCGUGCUGACUGACUGCUGGGGAGUCCCAGGCAUUUAACCUCUGUUGGGUCGUUUAAGGGGCCAGUAUACUCCAUCAGAAGUGCUUGUCGGAUCAUACUUGACACCACUAUUUCUGUCACUUUUCAUGUGAACAGACGAGUGCAAAACUAUGAAUCUCUAUGUACUCCUGUCUCUUUCUCCAAGAUGGGGGCAUGCCGUCCGCCAUUUACUGUAUAGGUAAUACACUGACUAUGGAUAAGUACCUCAUACAACCCCACUUAAAAACACCUGAACUAUCCCUUUAACAUCUUCAAGAAUGUAAAGCAAGUUCAGUUGCCCCGUGUUGUAUACCAUGACCUGGAUGGCUGAGAAUCUUCACAGAUGUACUGUUAGAAUGAUCUAUGAUAAAGUUACAUACACUGGGAGUUAUAUUGUUGUCACAGUGGCUUGUGUCCAGAGGUCCUCUGACUUUUUGUUUCAACUGAAUUUGAGUUUAAAGGCGCUAAAUCAGUAUCCAGAGCAUUAAUAUAGCAACAACCAACUAUUUGCCAUUAGAGUUGGGCCGGUGUAAAAAUUUUCAAACCGGUUUGAUCUUGAGAAAAUAGCAAGAGUACACUAGAUUUUUAAAAAUGCUCCAGCAUAAAAACCAUGUAUAUAUACAGUAUAUACUGUAUAUAUGAUAUAUAUAUGAAUUUGUGAAUUCAGAUAUCUCGACAACUGGAAGCAGAUUUGAACCAGAGUGCAUUUCAUCGGUGUGACCAUGAGUUAGCCGCAACUUGUGUGUGUUUUUCCCCCGUGAGUAAAACGGUAUUUCCUCUGUGUAAAACUUGAUACGAAC